Molecule: messenger RNA, 1340 nt
Organism: Gymnogyps californianus (California condor)
Lineage: Eukaryota; Metazoa; Chordata; Aves; Accipitriformes; Cathartidae
Product: ras-related protein Rab-11A-like
Exons: 5
Coding region: 1-651 (216 amino acids)
Biological process (GO): regulated exocytosis; constitutive secretory pathway
Cellular component (GO): recycling endosome
Molecular function (GO): GTP binding; GTPase activity
Source: RefSeq, a predicted model, not a curated record
AUGCGGGGCAAGGAUGAUGAGUACGACUACCUCUUCAAAGUUGUGCUCAUCGGGGACUCUGGGGUGGGGAAGAGCAACCUGCUCUCACGCUUCACCCGCAACGAGUUCAACCUGGAGAGCAAGAGCACCAUCGGGGUGGAGUUUGCCACAAGGAGCAUCCAGGUGGACAACAAGACCGUGAAGGCUCAGAUCUGGGACACGGCCGGGCAGGAGCGGUACCGGGCCAUCACCUCAGCGUACUACCGGGGGGCGGUGGGAGCUCUGCUCGUCUACGACAUCGCCAAGUACCUGACGUACGAGAACGCCGAGCGCUGGCUGAAGGAGCUGCAGGACCACGCUGAUGCCAACAUCGUCAUCAUGCUGGUGGGCAACAAGAGCGACCUGCGGCACCUGCGGGCCGUGCCCACCGAUGAGGCCAGGAGCUUUGCAGAGAAGAACGGGCUGUCCUUCCUUGAGACGUCUGCUUUGGACUCCACCAACGUGGAGACGGCUUUCCACAACAUCCUCUCGGAGAUCUACCGCAUCGUGUCACAGAGGCAGAUCACCGGGCAGCCGGAGUCGGAGUUCGGCCCCACCACGACCAUCGAGCCCAUCCGGGUGCUGCCCACGCAGCAGGAGGGCAGGCAGGCGCCCUGCUGCCAGAACAUCUGAGCCCUCUGGGGUGCCCCCACCCUGACACCCCCCCACCACCACCCCCCAGCACAUGGUGGCAUCAUGUUUCUCACCCUCUACCUCUGCUUGCUGCAGCCCCCCAGAACAGGGUGGGCUGGUGGCUGCUUCUGCAUGGCUGCUCUUGUGUGCACCAUCAUGCUGCCUGCGUGCUGCUCUCCCUGUGUUUUUAUGUAGGACCUACACAAAUAGGGGGGAAAAAGCAUCAGGGUCUCUCCCCGUGGUUUGGGACAUGCCAUCCCCUCGUGUCCCUGCUUCCUCUAGCCCUGAAGGCACAGUCACCGGGUGACUCAGGGUGGCACAUAACAAGCCCAAACAUCGUGACUCCCUUGUUGGGCGCCACAUUUUUGCAGCACCCCUGGGUGCAGCCCUUCAGGGUGGGGUGCGGAGGGGGACACUGGGUGCACCCUUCUCUUGCCUGGUGAAGCAAGCAGCGACACAGCUGGUUACACCCAGCCCUGCCACUUCAACACCGAGGGCUGGGUGUGCCUCUGGGUGCUGCUGGGGCAGCUGUGGGACACCCCAGUGUGGGGUGCAGGGGGUGACUCCCUACUCAUGCCUGGAAGCACCCUGUUUUUCAUGCUGUGAGCCCCUUGAGGCGUGCCUGCGGCACAGCCCAGCAAAGGGAAAAGCUGCAUCUCUUCCACUGCUGCCCUGGCCCAGGGGGACUG